Molecule: messenger RNA, 315 nt
Organism: Verruconis gallopava
Lineage: Eukaryota; Fungi; Ascomycota; Dothideomycetes; Venturiales; Sympoventuriaceae
Exons: 1
Coding region: 1-315 (104 amino acids)
Source: RefSeq, a predicted model, not a curated record
AUGGGAGAAGAACUCUGCAGCGAGACGGCAAACGUUGUAGAAGGAAGAGUAGGGAGUAGAUCGGCUUACAGAAACACGAUAAGCAAUGGGGAGCGUCGCUGGCCGUGGAGAGCCCUGGGUUAUCGUCUGGCGACGACAGGCAUCGAGCGAUGCGAGCGAGAUAAGAUCGACAUGGAGAAGCAGGGAAGAAUGGCGGCGGCAAGAAGGACGACUGCGGAGAUGACGGAUGACGGCGGCUCGUGGUCGACGGGGGAAAGAGAGCGCAAGGAAGGCCACGCGACAGCGGAAGGCGUAGGAGAGGGACGUGGUAUAUGA